AUGGGCCCAUUACCUUCUAGAUUGGAUCACCGAAAAAUCUCACUUACAAAGCUUACCAAUGCAACUGAUGGAUUUAGUGAGGCUAACUUGUUGGGAGUUGGUAAUUUUGGAAAAGUGUUAAAAGGGGUUUUGAACGAUGGUACAAUGGUUGCUAUCAAGGUUCUUAGUUCGCAGAACGAACAAGUGUCCAGGAGUUUUGUUAGAGAGUGCAAUGUUUUGAGAAGAGUCCGACAUCGGAAUUUGUUUAGAAUCAUAACCACUUAUUCAGAUCCAGAUUUCAAAGCCUUGAUAUUACCUUUAAUAGCAAAUGGAAGCCUAAAUAAUUUUCUGCAUCCUGAAGGUCCACAAAAUUCAGAAGGGCACAUGCUUAGAUUGGAUUUAAUUCAAAGGUUGAAUAUAGCCAUAGACAUUGCACAAGCCUUGGAAUAUCUCCAUCACCAUUGUUUUGUUCAAGUCAUCCACUGUGAUAUAAAGCCCAGCAAUGUGUUGCUUGGUGAGGACAUGACAGCUUAUUUAACAGAUUUUGGCAUUUCAAGGUUAAUAUCUGGAAACUCCAUCAAUUCAUUCACUUCUACAGAUACACUAAAAGGAUCCGUUGGCUACAUGGCUCCAGAAUAUGGAGUGAGUGGGCGUGUUACUACAAAGAGAGAUGUCUAUAACUAUGGAAUUAUGUUAUUACAGAUGGUAACUGGAAAGAGGUCUACAGAAGACCUAUUCGUAGAAGGAAUGAACAUGCAAAAGUGGGUAAGUAGGAGCUUUCCAAAUACAAUAGCAGAAGUUGGUGAUAGCAGUUUACUGAAUGGUGUUACAAGCAGCGAGGAGGACAAGGUAUUGAACUGCCUUAGACAACUCAUAAGCAUGAGUUUCCUUUGCACAAAAGAAUCUCCUCAAGAAAGGGCAGCACAAGUUUUUAAGAUACAAAAAAUGAAAGCCAAACUUCUUCAUUUUAAUGUUGAGAGGCUUCCAACAGAUAAUUUUGUAAUAGUUGGUGUAGACCUUCCAAGUUUCCUGGUUGUCUGGGCUUGGUUUGGGAUUAGAACUUUUUGGUAG
Molecule: messenger RNA, 1050 nt
Organism: Cryptomeria japonica (Japanese cedar)
Lineage: Eukaryota; Viridiplantae; Streptophyta; Pinopsida; Cupressales; Cupressaceae
Product: putative leucine-rich repeat receptor-like serine/threonine-protein kinase At2g24130
Exons: 3
Coding region: 1-1050 (349 amino acids)
Biological process (GO): protein phosphorylation
Molecular function (GO): ATP binding; protein kinase activity
Source: RefSeq, a predicted model, not a curated record